AUGGAAAAAGAACCGUUUGAAAUGACGGACGGAAACGAUGAAAAUGACGUCAGAUUGGUCGGCAGUGCCACUGAAGGUGUUGUAGAAGUGUAUGUAAAUGGAUGGAAAGCUAUCUGCUCUAAUAACUGGAAUAUGGAUGCUGCUCAAGUCGUCUGCCACCAGCUCGGCUUCCCAUCAGCUGCAAGUGUAACGAGACUGACGGGCACAGGCGUGAAUUCAUCUAUCUACUAUAACGGUAUCACCUGUUCGAUCUCUGCAGACAGCCUCAGUUCUUGCAAGCUUCAAAUAUGCCGUGGAGAUAGCUGUUGUCAUGGAUCACAACCUUUCGCUGGAGUUGUCUGCCAAGAUUGGGAAGUUCGCGUUGUAAAUGGGGACGAAUACAGUGGUAUAGUCGAAGUCAGCUAUGGAUUAGGAUGGGGCACAAUAUGCGAAGAUAAUUGGUUGUUGAUUGACGCCGACGUAGUGUGCCAAACACUGGGUUUUCCAGGUGCUGAGCGACAAUCUCAUGCCAAUGAGUUUGAGUCAAGUCCUAGGCCUGUGAAAUAUAGCAAAGUCGAUUGCAGUGGGACAGAAAUGCAUUUGAGGCAGUGCACUUUAAGCACAUCCGGUCUAUCUGCUAACUGUGGGGAAGGCUACACUAUAGCAAGUGUGGUGUGUAAAAAGCCCUUUCGAUUGGAGGACGGACCUAAUGAACGAGAAGGUCGUGUAGUUGUAUACGUGAAUGGUGUAUGGAGUAGGGUAUGCGACAUCGGGUGGGACCUAACAGACGCUGACGUCCUGUGUUCCAGUCUCGGCUUACCAGGUGCUCGUGAAGCCCCUGGGGAAAGCCAGUACGGGGAAGGCGACGACGGCGACGUUUCAUUAAUGGAAGAUUUAGGGUGCUUUGGAAAUGAAUCGUCAAUACUACAUUGCAGUCGAAAGAUGAUUAUCAGCGAUGAAUGCGCACACAACCACGAUGCCGGUGUUAUUUGCUAUGAUUUAGAUGAAUGCAGUUCGAAUCCAUGUUUUAACGGCGGAAUAUGUAAUGAUACCAUAAUUGGAUACGUGUGCAUCUGUCCAUCUGGAUACGAAGGAACUGGCUGCGAAGAUGAAAUAGAUGAAUGCUCGUCAAAUCCAUGUAAAAACGAAGCGGCGUGCACUCACUCGAUCGGUGCAUUUGAAUGUCAAUGUCUCCCAGGUUAUAGCGGAACGAUAUGCGAAAUUGAUAUAGAUGAGUGUGGCUCAAGCCCAUGUGAAAACCAAGGAAUAUGUGCUGAUUCAAUAAAUGCGUUUACGUGCAACUGUCUACCUGGGUUUACGGGUGACUUUUGUGAAAUAAAUAGUGACGAGUGUGAGUCGGCACCGUGUAAGAACGGAGGUGUUUGCGUUGACAGUGUCAAUGGCUUCCAUUGUGAAUGUGCUAGUGGGUUCACACAUUUGUUUUGUGGGACAGACAUCAAUGAAUGCAGCUCGAAUCCAUGUCUCAAUGGAGCUGAGUGCUAUGACCAAGUUGACGGUUACAACUGCACGUGCUUGGAAGGCUACACCGGCAAUACAUGUGGAAUAGAUGUAGACGAAUGCCAGUCAAACCCGUGUUCAGCUAAUGGAAUUUGCAGAGACGAAAUUGCUGGUUUUACCUGUCAAUGCAACAAUGGCUUCACUGGAGAGCUCUGUGAAAUAGACCACAACGAGUGUUUGUCUUCCCCGUGUUUGCAUGGGCUUUGCAGUGAUGAGAUCAAUAGCUUUAAUUGCACUUGUGAUAUCGGCUUUGAAGGCAUUAUUUGCGACACAGAUAUUAAUGAAUGUUUGUCUAACCCUUGCCAACACGAUGGAGUUUGCAUCGAGGGUAUUGGCCAAUUUACCUGUGAUUGUCCAUUCGGAUUUGAUGGAAGGUUAUGUGAAAACGAUGUCGAUAAUUGUUCCGAUCAACCUUGUUUUAAUGGAGGCACUUGUCUGAACAGAAGAGGUCUUGAUAUUGGAUUCGAGUGUACAUGCGCAUCUGGAUUUAGUGGACCUACCUGCCAAACAAAUAUAAAUGAAUGCGCGUCGAAUCCGUGCCAAAAUGGCGGUAGAUGCCACGACUGGAUUAACGACUACCAAUGCGACUGUGUACAAGGCUAUUCAGGAAAGUCUUGUGAAACAGAAAUUGAUGAAUGUAAUUCACAUCCGUGCCUAAACCGUGGUUCCUGUAUCGACCAUGUCAACGGGUUCUCAUGUAUUUGUAAAGAUGGAUUUUCUGGGACAGUUUGCCAAACAAAUUUGAAUGAAUGUUUGUCUAGUCCAUGUUUAAAUGGAGGGCAUUGCAUAGACGGAGACGGGUUUUUCGUUUGUUCAUGUGAAGGUGGCUACAACGGGAAUCGAUGUGAGCUAGGUAGCGUACAAUUAGUCAAUGGUACAAGUCCAUAUGAUGGUAGAGUCGAGAUAUUUUACAACAAUGAAUGGGGGACUGUAUGCAACACAUCGUGGGACUUAAAUGAGGCCAGGGUUGUGUGUCGUCAGAUAAGCUCACCUGGUGCUAUGCGAGCUUUCGGGGUAUCUCCGUACGGUGCCGGGAGUGGAACUAUUGUCCUUGAUGACGUCACUUGCUCCGGCUAUGAGGAAAACCUGGGGGAUUGUCAGCGUAAGGGAACCGGUGUUAAUAACUGCAACCACGAACAGGACGCUGGAGUGCAAUGUUUACUUGGCAUUCGUCUCGUUGGGGGCACAAGCAGUUUAGAAGGAAGAGUUGAGGUUUAUCGGAACAAUGGUUGGGGCACUGUAUGUGAUGAUGACUGGGAUAUCACCGACGCUUACGUUGUAUGUCGUGAACUGGGAUUUGCAGGGGCCCUAGAGGCCGUUAGUGGUGGAAGCCGCUUUGAACGAGGGACUGGGGAUAUUCUCCUUGACAACGUAGCCUGCUUUGGAAACGAAACUCGACUGGUUAACUGUGGUCACACAGAACAUGGUAUUCAGCACUGUGAUCAUAAUGAAGACGCUGGAGUGAUUUGUAUAAAUUCUUCUUUGGUCCGGCUUGUAGAUGGUCCUGUUCCUUAUGAGGGCAGAGUAGAGGUUAACAUCGCCGGAGAGUGGGGAACUGUAUGUGACCACAUGUGGGAUUUGCCAGACGCCCAGGUUGUCUGUCGCCAGCUGGGAUACCCAAGUGCUAUUGCGGCUCCCUGUGGAGCCGUUUAUGGUGAAGGUAGCGGCAGUAUAAUUAUGGAUAACGUCAGAUGUUCUGGUCAAGAAACACAAUUAGUACAGUGCCCUCAGGGUAUACCGAAUCAGCACCAUCAUACGUGUGGACAUAAUGAAGAUGCAAGUGUAGUUUGUGUUAAUAACAUUCGUCUGGUUAAUGGAAGUAAAGCAACAGAAGGACGCGUGGAAGUGUUCCUGAACGGACAAUGGGGAACCAUUUGUGACGAUUACUUCGACAUUGAAGAUGCUCACGUUGUCUGUAGACAGCUAGGCUACUGGGAAGCAACAUCUUUCCAUGGAAAUGCUCGCUUUGGCGAAGGAGGUUGGCCCAUUCUCUUGGAUAAUUUACAUUGUAAUGGCAAUGAGAGGAGAAUAUCAGAUUGCGAUCAUUCAGGCCUUGGGGUUCAUAACUGCUUCCAUACCGAAGAUAUCAGCGUGGCUUGCAAGGUUCGAGUUCGCCUUGAAGGUGGACCUAGUGGCUCGGAGGGACGUGUUGAGUUGUACGUAGAAGGUGGAUGGGGAACAGUAUGUGAUGACAAUUGGGAUCGCAAUGAUGGUGAUGUCGUCUGCAGAGAGCUAGGAUAUCAACGGUCUGUACGUGUGACAACGCAAGCAUCAUUCGGCGUUGGCACUGGCUAUAUCAUCCUGGACGAUGUCGAUUGCUCAGGUGUGGAAGACUCUCUUAUAGAUUGUGGACACCGUGGGCUUGGAACUCACAAUUGUCAACACUCUGAAGAUGCUGGUGUCGUCUGCCUUGCUAAUGAUGUUGUGCGUCUUGUCGGUGGUUCUGUUGAAAGCGAAGGGCGAGUCGAAAUCUUUCACGACGCCCAAUGGGGAACAGUUUGCGAUGACAGUUGGGAUAUAACGGAUGCAACUGUGGCUUGUCGUCAGUUGGGAUAUUUACGUGCAAUCGAAGCACCAGGAAGUGCCGUGUAUGGGCCAGGAGAGCCUGGCUCUCCGAUUUUCUUGGAUGACGUAGCUUGUUCUGUGUCAGAUAUUGAUCUUUUUGAUUGCAGUCACCGAGGAUUAGGUGUGCACAAUUGCAACCAUGGAGAAGACGCCGGUGCUGUUUGCAUUGGAAGUUCUAUUAUUCGAUUAGUUGGAGGCACGCUCGAAAGUGAAGGUCGUGUUGAAAUUUUAUUGGACGGGCAAUGGGGUACGGUUUGCGAUGACGGAUGGGAUCAACUUGAAGCAAAUGUCGUCUGCCAGCAGCUUGACUUCCCGGGUGCUAUUUCAGCCGUCUCUGGGUCGGAAUAUGGCCAAGGUAUUGGACCGAUUCAUUUAAAUCAGGUGCAAUGUACCGGUAACGAGCGAAGGCUAGAUCGCUGUGACCAUGUCGGUCAGACGUCUUCGUGCGGACACCAUAACGACGCAGGAGUUAUAUGUCACCCAAGAGUUCGCUUAGUUGGUGGCUUAAACUCAUUUGACGGGCGUGUGGAAUACUAUUACAACGGUAGAUGGGGAACUGUUUGUGAUGAUAACUGGGAUCGCAGUGACGCGACUGUAGCAUGUCGUGAGCUUGGCUUUGGAUCCGCAUUGGAAGCUACUAGGAGUGCAACCUUUGGUUCUGGUACUGGCAUUAUACAACUCGAUGAAGUUCAGUGUCAUGGAUAUGAAACAAACUUGGCUGCGUGCAAUCAUAACGGAUGGGGGCAGCAUAACUGCGGACAUCACGAGGACGCAGGUGUCCGAUGCGGACUUUCAGUGCGCCUUGUUGGUGGUGCCACCGCCUCAGAAGGCCGUGUUGAAGUUUUCUACCAGGGUAAAUGGGGGACAAUCUGUGACGAUGAGUGGGGAAUUGAAGACGCAACCGUAGUGUGUGCUUCAUUAUCGUAUGAUGGGGUCAGUGUGGCUUAUUCAAGAGCUCAUUUUGGAGAAGGAAGUGGGCCGAUAUUGCUUGAUAAUGUCCGCUGUGUUGGUUCUGAAACAAGUCUGAGUCGUUGUCGAUCUAAUUCAAUUGGAAAUCAUAACUGCGGACAUGGUGAAGAUGCCGGUGUUCGGUGUUCCUCGUCUGAAUCCAUACGUUUAGUCGGUGGAAGUGGCAACCAUGAGGGAAGAGUUGAGGUAUAUAUGGAUGGCCAAUGGGGGACAGUCUGUGAUGAUAGCUGGGAUUUAAAUGAUGCGAACGUUGUGUGCAGACAGUUAGGGUAUAUUGGGGCCCUAUCUGCACCUAUGUCGGCAACAUUCGGGCAAGGCAGUGGACCUAUACUCUUAGAUGACGUGAGUUGUAGUGGGUCCGAGACGAGUCUGCUCGAAUGUAAUCACAAUGGACAAGGAAACCACAACUGCAGACAUUCAGAGGACGCAGGAGCUAUCUGCUCUAUUAAUGGGCCCGUGCGACUACGAGGUGGCCUAACACCAAAUCAGGGCCGUGUCGAGGUAUUCCACAGUGGCGUGUGGGGUACUGUUUGUGACGACAGUUGGGGCAUAACAGACGGAACUGUUGUCUGCAAGCAGCUUGGUUAUCCUGGAGCGCGUCGAAUAAGGACAAAUGCAUUUUUUGGCCAAGGAACUGGACCUAUAUAUUUGGACGAUGUUCGGUGUACUGGACAAGAAACUUCGAUUACACUGUGUCAACAUCCAGGUAUAGGAAUCCACAAUUGUUACCACACAGAAGACGCCGGCGUGGAAUGCAUCGAAUUAGUUAGACUGGUUGGCGGAAGUGUUGCCGGUCGAGGCCGAGUUGAGGUGUUCGUUGAUGGUGAAUGGGGCACCGUGUGUGACGAUUCGUGGGACUUAAAUGAUGCCCAGGUCGUGUGUCGAGAACUAGGCUACGCGUCAGCUUCCGAGGCAACUACGUCAGCAAGUUUUGGAGCUGGAUCUGGAAACAUUAACCUUGAUGAUGUUCGAUGCAUUGGUGAUGAGCCAAGCGUGCUCGAGUGUAAUCACGCUGGAACACGCGUCCAUAAUUGUAACCACAAUGAAGAUGCUGGUGUAGUUUGUACGAACUCUGUUGCUGUUCGCUUGGUUGGUGGAAGUACAAGCAGAGAAGGUCGAGUUGAAGUUCAGAUAAAUGGCAUAUGGGGGACAGUGUGUGACGAUGCAUGGGGAAUAUCGGAUGCUAAUGUAAUAUGUCGACAACUUGCGCUUGGAACAGCAGUCUCUGCACCAACAAAUGCUCACUUUGGACAGGGCACUGGUCAGAUUCAUCUUGAUGAUGUUCAUUGCAAUGGGAACGAGGACUCAAUCAUUGAUUGUCCACACGGCGGCGUCGGCGUACAUAAUUGCCAACAUAGCGAAGACGCCAGUGUGGUAUGUUCACAGAAUGUUAAUGUGAGGCUUAGCGGUUCCAUUCUUCCUGGAUGGGGUCGUGUUGAGAUAAUGCGACAUGGUGUUUGGGGCACAAUAUGUGACGACAGAUGGGAUAUUAACGACGCUCGAGUUAUCUGCAGAAUGCUCGGUUUUACGGAUGCCGUUGGGUGUUUAAGCUUUGGACCUGGCAUAGGACCAAUCUGGCUUGAUGAAGUCAAUUGUUCCGGGGAUGAGAACAACAUCGCUGACUGCUCUCAUAUUGGCUGGGGAAACCACAACUGCAAUCACUCAGAAGAUGCUGGAGUUACGUGUUCCUGGAUCUAAGACGUGCAUUAUGAAUUCCACUAACGUGAUAUGUUCAGAUAUUUUGUAGGUUAUUAUAUUCUGUAGGCUAAAGGCGAUUUUAUUUCGCCCAACUAUUGAAAAUACUAUUUUUAAUCAGUACGGAGUGUUAAGGUGCUACACAAUCAAACAGGAGGAUAAUAAAAGUACAAUAAUCUAUAGAUUUUAAUUUCCAAACAUUCUGUAUAGGUCUACAUCACGUGCUUAUGAAAUAAGUAUCAAGGAUUGAGGCCUAAAAAUCAUGCUUUAAACGAUAGGUCUACAAUAUUCCUUUUAAAUAUUUUUUUAAAUACGGUAAAUUGCGUCAGUUGUAAAUUAUACAUCAUUUUGUUAAUUUACUGUACUACAGGUUCCCCUCCCCCCCCCCUCCCCGCCCGGCCUGCUUCGCUUCUUAUUUUGAAAUAUUAAAAUGUUUUAUAUGUACAUUCUAUACAUUGUAGAUUCUUUAAACGCCUCAGAGGUUUUUUUUCGGGCGUCUAGAAAACACAAAUUUCGCGGGGGCAUUCCCCCGGACCCCCUAGGGUGGUGCUAUCUCGAUCGGCCUCCUUUCUUCCCCCUUUCGGACAUCUUUCGAUCCGCCCCGAUAAUCCAAAAAAUUGUCAAUGUCAAAAGGCAAAUAUUAUUGACAAUUAGAGUAACCGUGCAUUAUGUUUACUUUGUAGGUAGAUAUACAUAAUGCGUGUAGGCCUGUAAUAUUUGAGCUAUAGGCUUAUACAAAGUUUUGUACUAAAAUUUUGAAUAUAGUAUGGGAAAUAAAUUAGUUUGUUAGAGAAUGAUAUUACAGUAUUUGCCAAGGGAACCGAUAAAUACAGGUCAUUAAUGCUGUAAAUACGUUGGCUUAUAUUUUUUCAUUGAUUGAGAAUGUCUGUCAUAUGUAUUUGUGAGUUGGGCUAUUUAAUACCAUAUUUGACUUGGUUACUUGCUUUAGUAAUGUCAAUGCCGUGAUUGAAAUAAAUAUGUAUGUGUGUAUCAAAUGAUGCGAAAUCAGUUCAUUCUGUGCUCUCAUUUCAACCAUUAUACACCUAGUGGUUAAGUAUAUGUUGUCAGCCUGACCAUGGUGACGUCAUCCAGUUGAUAGCAUCAACAAAGAAUCAACAACUUCUUAUUGCCAAGGUUACUUUUGAUUUCUGAAGUUUUACACAAGAAUUAAUCAUAAUGUAUCAUCAUCAAUGUCCAUUUACAUCUGACAGAUUUAUUUAUUUAUAAAUGGACCUUUCUAAUGUGUCAAUCAUAACAAGCGCUCAAUCAGAGGACGUGCAAGUAAAUAGGCGGGCGCAUGCUUCGCAUACACACAUUUACGAUAUUACAUAUUAAGCUGGGCUCUCACUGUGUCGUACGCGACGGUCGUACGACGAAUCAACCCCAUGUGAGCGCUAAACGACGUGAUACCGGUCAGUACGGUUGGUCAGGUUUCACACUGACUACUUUAAGACAGACCACAUAUUAAUUGAUUAGGUUUUGAAUUGGAAAGAGGGCUAAAUUCCACCUGUAUGUUUAGACUCAAUCAAGUUCCUCUUGACAAAACCCAGGAACCACAUGCCUGUGAACUAGUUUAUAUUAUUUCCUUUUCUUUAGUAUAUGGUAUAAAUGAUAGAUUAAAAACUAGGAUGCUUUUUUCACCAGGCCGCGGCCCAACCAUGCCAGGGACCAACAAACCAAUAAGAGGUUUUGAUCAUGAUGAUGUCAAUGUUCUGAUGAUAUACAAUAAUUUAACAUCAUUAUCCGUUCUGUCAGUGACAAAAUUUCAACGUGCAUUAUACAAAUUAAAUAGUAUAGUUUAUUAAAGAAAAAGUACCGUA
Messenger RNA from Anneissia japonica, 8546 nucleotides. Its product is annotated as deleted in malignant brain tumors 1 protein-like. Gene Ontology annotation, cellular component: membrane. Lineage: Eukaryota; Metazoa; Echinodermata; Crinoidea; Comatulida; Comatulidae. Bases 1 to 6729 code for a protein of 2242 amino acids. Gene Ontology annotation, molecular function: calcium ion binding. The record is from RefSeq and is a predicted model, not a curated record. The transcript is spliced from 33 exons.